ACACAUACAUGUGCGCUUUCAUAACAGUUUCACUUCGGCGUUACGUAAAUUGUCAAUUUUAACAAGUUUCUUUGCUGUUUAUCUAAACAGAUUGGGUUAAUAAAGAUUAAAGCAAGCAGAAUGCACGCAUUCAGCACAACUCUGUGCAUUUUCUUUGUUUUUAUUAAUCAUAACAACGGAAUAUUUGUGAAAGAGAACUGGCUGGAUGGCAUAAAGACCAAUCAAAAAAAUUAUGGAGUAGCAGUCUCGGAUGUAAAUCAUGACGGUAACCCGGAUUUUAUUGUCGCCGGAUACGAUGGAGCUAAUUUUGUUUUCACCUACGAUAAAACAACGGGAACUGUGACGAACAUUGCACAAGACAACACCCCAUUCGCCAGACUGAGGGAUGUUCCGGGCGCUGCAAUUGGAGUUGCCGCCUGUGACAUUGACGGUGAUGGCAAAGAAGAAAUUUACUUUCUCAACACCAACCAGGCGUAUGCUGGACGAGCUGCAUACGGCGACAAGAUCUUCAAGUGGCGUGACAAUCGUUACGUCGACUUGUACUCCGACACGGUCAAUUACAAUAUGCCAGCCAAAGGUUUCGCUGGUAGAUCAGUGGCUUGUGUAGAUAGACGAGGGUCGGGAAAGUAUUCCUUUGUGCUGGCAACAUACUCAGCUUACGGAGAAGGCCAGUUUGCAUUGAUAGAGAUGGACGAAAGUCAUCCGGAAAAUGAUAUAAAUACGGGAAGGAUUGUUCUAAAGAAUGUGGGAGGUCCAGCUGGAAUUGCUAGAAGCACAGGGGGUCGUGGAAUCGUUGUGGGUCCCAUCCUCGGAAAUAACGGACGCUCAGAUAUAUUCUUCGGUAAUGAAGGGAAUUCUGGUCUUCGAAAUGCUGGCGCCAACUAUUUAUUCAUGAAUAAAGGGGACGGUACUUUCACAGACAUUGCUGGAGCCGCUGGAAUUGCCGACGCCGACGAAAAUGUGCGUGGUAUCGCGCUGGCAGAUUUUAACAGAGAUGGUAAAAUAGAUAUUGCAUACGGAAAUUGGAACGGACCGCACCGUCUGUUUUUACAGAAGAGAAAUAAAGACAGUGUGACAUUUACGAACUUUGCCAGUUCAAAUGCUAACUAUAGCAUGCCGUCUUUAAUAAGAACUGUAAUAGCAGCUGACUUUGAUAAUGAUGGAGUAAUGGAAGUGUUACAUAACAAUAUUUACAGCAGAGGUCGCUUACAACCAAAUAAAUUAUUUAAAAUAGUACCUGAUGGCAAGGGUGUUAAAAUACAAGAUUUAGAUAUUGGUGAUGCCCUUGAAGAAAAUGGAUAUGGUACGGGUGGCGCAGUUACUGAUUUCAACGGGGAUGGUAAAUUAGAAGUUAUGCUGUCUCACGGUGAAGGAAAUUCUCAGCCGUUGUCAAUUUUCACAGUCAGCACGGGAGCUGGUAAUAACUGGAUCCGAAUCCAACCUAGGACGAAAUUUGGAGCCCCAGCUCGUGGAUCUGCUGUCAAAGUUACAACGCAGUCGGGAACCAUCCAUUUACACGUUAUAGACGGUGGCUCGGGAUAUUUAUGUGAAAUGGAACCUUACGCUCACAUAGGUCUUGGUAAAGAGAUCCCGAAAGAACUUUCCAUUCAAUGGCCAGAUGGGACGACUAUCAGUAAAGCUUUGACAAGUGCUGACUUGAACAAAGUUCAUAUUGUAGAUUAUAAAAGCAAGGCGCCAAACGACAAAGUCAGCGAUAAAAGCAAUCAGUCUGGUCCAAAAGUUUGUCCGGUUGGAAAGUGGAAGGCAACACCCUAUCGUGAUUUUCCUGUCCUGUGUGAAGGUGACAGGGUGACGCGUGGUCCUGGUUGGACUUGGAGAAAUGAGAACAAUGGAGGACCUGGUGCUGUGGUGAACGGAGACGUUUCCUCCUACAUUACCUACAAUGCUAACAGAGGCGACCCCUACUGGGUUCAAGUCAGAUGGGAACGGAACGGGGUUUCACUGCCGUAUCGCAUGGGGUCUAGAGGCGCACAGGACCUUUGUCUUUGCUCAGACUGCGGUGUGAGACCUGAAUGCCAGUGUUCAUGCUAGGUUCCAUUAAAAAUACUAUCUUACUCAACAAAGUUGCAAGAUCUAUAUUGCUUUAUGUGUGCUUUGUACUCUGUACGUUUUGGCUGUAUGUCAGAACUGGGAAAGGAUUCAUUUAGCUUCACAUGACAUGCAAUAUGUAUUCAAGCCUUACAAUUGCACGAGAACCCAUCCGUGUUAAUCACAUCGCUAUUUUCAUCAUCAGACAAGACAAGUUUUAGUUGUCAACAAAUGAAUAAUGUAGUUUGAACUUGCUUAAGAUCUGAAUGUUUUGAAGUUAAAUCAGAUGUGAUUUUUAUGUAUCUUCUGUGUUAGAAGGUUAUAUAAUAAUGCUGUUAAAUACAUGUAGGUUUUAUAAAAUGCUGUUACUGUAAGAAAUUUUUUGUACUAAAGGGUAUUAAACGUGUAAUUGUGGUAUAGUAUCGGGCAAUUUCUUUUGUAUCUUAUAUUGAAUUCCUUUGCACUGAAACAACAUUAUCAUGAUCACCAUAAAAUUAUCCAUCAUCAUCAUCAUCAUCAUCAUCAUC
Molecule: messenger RNA, 2576 nt
Organism: Ruditapes philippinarum (Manila clam)
Lineage: Eukaryota; Metazoa; Mollusca; Bivalvia; Venerida; Veneridae
Product: cartilage acidic protein 1-like
Exons: 8
Coding region: 121-2052 (643 amino acids)
Biological process (GO): protein ubiquitination
Molecular function (GO): metal ion binding; ubiquitin-protein transferase activity
Source: RefSeq, a predicted model, not a curated record